Rhododendron vialii is the source of this 1411-nucleotide messenger RNA. Its product is annotated as cold-regulated protein 27-like. NCBI's taxonomy places the organism in Eukaryota, Viridiplantae, Streptophyta, Magnoliopsida, Ericales, Ericaceae. The transcript is spliced from 5 exons. The coding region runs from base 122 to 883 and encodes 253 amino acids. Gene Ontology annotation, biological process: regulation of circadian rhythm; response to cold. The record is from RefSeq and is a predicted model, not a curated record.
UCUCUCUGUCUCUAAAACAAAAAUAUCCUCCAGAAAUCCAAUAGAAUCGAACGCUUGAGCAACAAGGUUUUUAGAGAGAGAGAGAGAGAGAGAGAGAGAGAGAUCGGUUAUAUCAGCAGCUAUGGAACCACCGAGGGUGACGCAAGCAGUCGGUGGCGGCGCUUCAGCCGAUUCUGUUGAAAUCCCACACCCUUUGUGUCAGGACUCUCCGGCCAGAGAUUCAAUUCCCACAGAAUGGACAGAUGAGAAGCACAGUUUGUACCUAAAGUCCAUGGAAGCAUCCUUUGUCAACGAGUUGUAUAGUUCAUUUGAUUUACUUGGUUGGCGCUCUCAAAGGGAGCACUCAUCAGAUCCAAAAUUGUCAGGGAAAAAGCAUGCCAGUUCUCGUACUUCUUCUUGCCAGUUCAAGGUUCUUCAAAGUGGAUGUUGGGGAAAUAUCAACUUUGCAAGACAUGAGUCGCAGUUGGAAAAGGCAGAGGGGAAUGGGGUUAUUUUAGCAAAUCCAUGGAUUCGACAUUUCAGAUCUUCGCAACGAAAACAACUUGUAAUAUCUUCUACUCUUCAAGGAAAAAGUACAUUUGGAAGUCUGGCUGUCCGUGUGAGUGGGAAAAUGGCAUUGACCUCUGCUGCAUUAGCUUCCAAUUUGGAGCAACUUCCCGCAUCUCACUCUAAUUUUAGGCACUAUGAUGAUCCAGUUGACAGCAGUAAUACAGAGAUGACUGGUCAAAACUUUGUUGAUGAAGAUACUGAAGUAGAGAAGGCAAGCCAUAUGGGCAAUGCGAAGAGGAUGAGAACUUCAGUUGUUUCCAAUCCUAGCAAUGAUCAAGUUGUUCCUUUUGGGAAAUUUCCAGCAAAUGAUGUUAGCAGCAGUAAGUUGAAAUAAACCAAUGAAGAUGGCUUUCCAUGAUUGGAUUCAACUAGUAUUCUAACCCGGAAAACGAAGGGAUGAUACCCGAUCACCUAUUGAUAGCUGACUGCUAAUGGUGCUGUGGAAACACUAAGUGUGAGAAACAGAUCAUGACCUUGAACCCUUCGCUAUAAAGAGGAGGAUGAAGAUUACUGAUAAGAUGCUAGAACCCAUGGAUGCUGCCACGUUUCUACAUACUUACUGCUGCAGAGACUGUUAGAAGUUGGAGGAGAAGACUGCCAGAAAGGAGAGGUUUCGACUUUCGAUGAGGGUUUUUUUUUUUUUUUUUUUUGGGGGGGGGGGAGGGGUGUUUGUGCUAUGAUAGUUGAUGAUUGUGUUGCAUUCUUUUCCUCUCCAUGUUUUCUUUUUAUUUGGUUACGAAUUUCGUAGCUGCACUAAGUAUGUUGAUUAAGUGAUUUGUACAGUAGGCCCUUUCCAUCUUUCAUGGGAAUUGAGUUGGCAUAUUAUUGCUAGUAAUUUAUUUUUUUUACAUCUCCAAGAAAA